AUGGACAAGCUUGAAAAAGUAUGCUCUCCUGGCGCCCCCAAGGACGAUGAGGUGCUGCAUGGAGACCCGGAGGCCACGCGUGCGAGCGCAGGCAAGCAAACAGACUCUGACCGGCCGGACCAUUCCAUCAUGAGGCAAUUGCUCACCUUUCUCCUCACUUUGCCGUAUGAUGAGCAAGCAUUUGGGACCACUGCUGCCACCGCUGCUGACCGCAAGAGCUCUGUGCCGAUCACCACUACAGAAGGCACCAUCGAUCCGAACGAAAAGCUGGAGACAGACAAGGGUCAGAAGGGGCACAGCAUCCUUCGACAAAUCAUUAACCCGCAUGGCAAGAAGUAUGAUAGUGAGGGAUACGGAACGACAGCUCACGAGGCUGGCCAGAGCAGUUCCCACCAGGCAGCCGUUGCAGCUGAGGAGGACUCAAACCACAAUCUAGUCGCAGACAAGCAGGUUGAAUCACCAAGGACAGAGCCAACACAGUCUCAAACCCGCAGUCAAUCUAGUCUCGGACGAGACGCCGCCAUUGCUGGUGGAGCAUCAGCGCUUGGCGGACGUGCGGCUUAUGCUGCCCCCCGAGACAGAGACGAAUCGAGUCCAUCGAAUACCACUUCCGGAGGUACUUCAUCAGUGCAGAACACAACUGGCCGUGAAUUUGGCUACGACCAAUCCGCUCAGACGGCGUCUGCUACCGCGCCUGCGCUUUCAUCAACGACUGGACAGCCAGCCGCCCUCUCUGCGAUCGGCCGCGACAAUCAGACCGCUCCUCAGACCUCCGAUUCUUCACAUCUUGGUCGUGAUGCCGCCAUUGCUGGCGGCGUAGGUGCAGUAGGCGCCGGAGGUGCUUAUGCUGCUACGCCAGACCGCGAUCACAAUCCCACCAGCUCUGCCACGACAUCUUCUACCAUAGGCGCCAGUGGACAGACCGAUGGCCUUGCUGACGGACGAAGCGCCGAGAGGGCUGCAAACGAGCAAUCGGGCCAGCACAACUAUGGGAGAGAUGCCACAUUGGCGUCUGGUGUAGCAGCAGGUGGUACUCUCGGACCACAUGAGGCCGACAAGCACCGUGAACAGCAGGGAGAUAACUUGAUUGUUGCGACUGGCACCGCACCAAUUAGCAGACCUCUAGACGGAGACAGCAACAUCGCUACUGGGAGGACUGUAGAGGCGUCCGGCACAUCGGAUCUGCCAAAUGAAGCUUCCAGACUUGAAUCUGGUGCAGGAUCUGGUAUUAAUCCGACCGAAGCCCCAGAAGCCGCAUAUGCAGGAGCAAGACAUCUAGGCUCGAACGGUACCACAGAAGGGAGUGGCUCCACUGAGCAGAGCGGAGCUGGAUCGACCGGCCUUGGCUCGUCAGCAACUGCUGGCGGAAUCCAGUAUUCGAAUGCCCCAGGCCACGGACAUAUCAACCCUGUCGGUGCUCCAGAAGAAAGCCUGGCUGGAGCUCAUCACCAUGCUGUCCUCGGAGCUGGUGUACAUAAUGACACAGGCCCUGAUCAGUUGAACCAGGCGCCUGCCGAUGUGCAAGCCGCAACAUACACGUACAGUUCGCAGCCGGUUGGAUCCACAUUCGGGCCGCAUGUUCCUGGAGAAUUUCCCACAGAGACCGGCCAAGACCCUCAUGAAACGUCAAUAUCUUACGGCGCCACUGCUGGAGGCUCUCAAUUAGCACCACUGGCAGGCACAAGCGCAACAUCUGGAACGGGGACUGUUACCGGUCUAGCGACAAGAGCUGCCGCUGGAAGCGCUCUCGGUGCUAGUGAUACUCCAAGCAAAAUCAGUGCGCCUCAGCAGAGCAGCAGCAUUCCUGUGGACGGUUCGGCGGCUUCGACACAGCCAGCUACUCAGGACUACCCCAUCCCGUCUGCAACAGACCCGACAGCUCCUAAAUCUGCCGAAUCGCAGCAACACAAUUAUGGCAGAGACGCUGGUAUCGCUAUGCAGCCAGGCGUUGCUCACGAAGCAACUCAAGGCCGUGAUCAUGCUGCUGCGUCAGCGCAAGCUCCUCUUUCUUCGACCACACAGUCUACCUCGCAGCCUGGCAUCCAACUACCCCCGCCACGACAUGAGAAUCAUCCAUCGACUCACGAAACCACCACGACCACCACUCAACCCACUACUCAACAAAGCAUUUAUCAGGACACUCCUGUGCAAAAGGAGGAGAGUGGCCGUGGAAGAGAUGCUGCUUUGGCUGGUGGUGCCGGGGCUGCGGGUGCAGGUGCAGCAUAUGCUGCCACUCGUGAUCGAAACGACACUGGCCCAGCACCAAACACGAUUGGUCCCCAUGAUUCUGAUGUCAAGAACAUACUCGAUCCACGCGUCAAGCCAGACACAGCGGUCCAAGGAUCCCAGAAAAAUCAAGAUCCUGCCAUCGCUGCUGCGCAGAAAGCUGCGAAAGACCAUCGAUAUGAGACUCGCGAUGCUGCUCUAGCUACUGGUGCGGGAGGUGCGGGAGCCGCAGCUGCCGCGGCCUACGGAACUACACAUGAUGUAUACGGCGAAGAAGACCCAAACAAGCACAACAAGCUUCACAAGCCGACACCAGAUGAAAAGAAGCACGACAAGGAGCUUGAGAAGGAGCAGAAGAAGUACGAGAAGGAGGCGGAGAAAGAGCAAAAGAAGGCGGAGAAAGAGGCGGAGAAGGAGCAGAAGAAGGCCGAAAAGGAAGCGGAGAAGGAGCAAAAGAAGGCUAAGAAAGAAGCUGGGAAAGAGAAGAAGCCUAGCCUUCUUAACAGAAUCUUGCACCCUGGCCGACACGAUAGCAAAGAGACCGAGGAUGUUUCCAAUGAAAAGACUGGUCACAACAAGGGUGAUCUCGACCACCCCCUUGUCGCCGCAGCAGAAGUCGAGCAAGCCGAACGCCAAGCUCAGAAUCUGCCUCCGACCAGCAGUGCAGCGGGGGGUACUGUCAUCGAACCCCACACCGGCUUGCCAAUGAAUGUCGACAAGUUUGGUGAUGGUCAUGGUGGGACUGAUGGAACUCCUCAAAUCGAAGGAUAUCACGAGACUGAUCCUGCGCUGCGAAAUGCUAGUAUUGGAACUGGGCAGGGAGCAGGUACCAAGGCUGGACAUGCUCAACCUGGACAGGAAGGCGUUGCUGGGCCUGAUUGGGAUGCCAUUAAGAAGGCUAAUACUCCAUACUAGGUAAUAUGUGGACGGACGAGUGUUACGAUUGUUACUUGUUGGCGUACGUUGACUUUUGAAGCACAUGUGCUAUGAGGGUGGAUUUCUGUUUGCGUCUGGAGUAUGUACCCUACGAUAGUCAUUUUUUUGGGGGGAAGAUAUGUUUGAGAGUAUACAAGAGUCAUCAUGUUGAGUUCAGCUUGGAUUGUCAGCCUACUUGUCAUGCAUGACGGGUGAGACUGCGAGUAUACUCUGCAUUUCCGCGUUGCCGC
Pseudocercospora fijiensis CIRAD86 is the source of this 3392-nucleotide messenger RNA. RefSeq lists its product as uncharacterized. The transcript is spliced from 11 exons. The record is from RefSeq and is a predicted model, not a curated record. Bases 1 to 3141 code for a protein of 1046 amino acids. Lineage: Eukaryota; Fungi; Ascomycota; Dothideomycetes; Mycosphaerellales; Mycosphaerellaceae.